Marmota flaviventris (yellow-bellied marmot) is the source of this 1899-nucleotide messenger RNA. It is a transcript of the gene Susd5, whose product is annotated as sushi domain containing 5. The record is from RefSeq and is a predicted model, not a curated record. Gene Ontology annotation, molecular function: hyaluronic acid binding. Lineage: Eukaryota; Metazoa; Chordata; Mammalia; Rodentia; Sciuridae. Gene Ontology annotation, biological process: cell adhesion; Notch signaling pathway.
AUGACUGCAGAGGGACCCGGCUCGCGUGUCCCCGCGCACAGCCGCCUGUCUGCCCUCUGGGCGGCAUCGCUGCUCCUGCUGGGUGUGCCGCGCCUUUCUGUGCGGGCGGAUGGGAAGCUCUUUGUGCUAGAGUCUCAGAAUGGUUCUCAGGGCCUGGACCUGGAGACAGCUCGGCUUUCCUGUAAGACCAGGGGUGCUCACCUGGUGUCUGCGGAAGAGCUGCGGAGAGUGGUCCAGGAUUGCACCUUGGCGGUGUGCACCACAGGUUGGCUGGCAGAUGGCACCCUUGGGACAACUGUGUGUAGCAAAGGGAGUGGUGAACAGCAAAUCAUGAAAGCUAUCGAUGUGAGAAUUGAGAGCAACCCAGUUCCUGGUGGCAUGUACAAUGCCCUUUGUAUUAAGAAUGAAGAGAAGCCCUGUGGAGACCCGCCUUCAUUCCCACACACCAUCCUGCAGGGCCGCACGGGCUUGGAGAUGGGGGAUGAGCUGCUGUAUGUGUGUGCCCCAGGGCCUGUUCCAGGCCAGCGAGAAAUGGCCUUCACCUUGCUGUGCAACAGCUGCGGGGAGUGGUACGGCCUGGUGCAGGCCUGCGGGAAAGAGGAAGCUGAGGCACUUAUCGACUAUGAAGAUAAUUUCCCUGAUGACAGAUCCGUGUCAUUCAAAGAGCUCAUGGAAGAUUCCCGGACAGAGGCAGAAGAGGACAGAGGUCAGGAAGAAGCCUCUGAGGAGGCCCCAAAGCAAGACCGUCUGGUCUCCAUUUCUGUGGGGAAGGAACAUGAAGCCUGGGAUAAAGCAUUUGGGCCAACCACAGGCUUGUCUGGCCCUGAGAGCAGUGUCCCCACAGACUGGCCAAAAUCCCAACUAAACCAGAAGUACUCGCUCUGGUUUCCUGCUGAGACUUUCCACAAGCCUGAGUUGGAAAAGGACGUGGAUGAUGACACCAAAAAGCAGUUUCCUGCUGGAGACAGUCACAGUGGAGCGAAACUGGUCCCAGGUGAACCCGAAACCAAGGUGAUCUAUGGUAGCACUGAGGGCCCCUUGGGGCCUUUUGUGGACAGAAAUGACAGCAGGGCAGGAGACCCGGUGGUAAGCAGCAGUGAUGAGUCCUGGUUAGAUGGGUACCCUGUGACGGACAAGGCUUGGAGGAAAGAGGAGGUAGAAGGGGAGGAUGAGGGGGACAAGGGGGAUGGGUCAGUAGGACAGGAUGAAAGUGUUCUCGUGACUCCUGAUCAGCCCAUCCUCGUGGAAGUCAAGAAGGCCAGGAGCACCGCUCUCACACCAAGUGAGGACAUGAGCCACAGUUCAGUUCCUCCAUCUCAAAUGCUAGAUGUGGAGGCAUUGGCUCUCAGGCCCAUGAACGUGUCUGAGACAGAGGGUCCCCCCAUUAGGGAUGAUGACUCCACCAAGUACCAGCCAACUGUACCUUGGAGACUCACCACAGGCGAGUCUCCCACGGCCACCCCACCCCACGAACUCAGCCACUCGACCCUGGAGACAAUGACAACAACUGCUAUCCACCAGAUGCCUACCCACAUCCCCUCAACUAGCACCGAGGCCACCAUGCUGCCAGUGGAAACCACUGCUCCUGAGGUCCAGGACAGCUUCCCCUACCUGCUGUCUGAGGACUUCCUAGGACAGGAAGGCCCUGGGCCAGGUGCAAGUGAGGCAGAGCUUCUUCCAACUCUGGAGCCCUGUGUGGGAGACGAGUGUCCCAGCCUCAGCAGAGGCCCCGUGAUCGCCACCAUUGUCACAGUCCUGUGCCUGCUGCUGCUCCUGGCAAGUGUGGGGGCCGUGUGGGGUUACCACAGGUGCCAGCACAAGAGCUCCGUGUACAAGCUGAAUGUCGGCCAGCGGCAGGCGAGGCACUACCACCAGCAGAUUGAGAUGGAGAAAGUCUAA